AAGUGCAAAUUAGCCGAGAAAAAUAUUCAAAAUUAAAAUAAGAGAAAGAAAAAUCCGUUGAGCGAGAGAGAUGUCGGGUUACGAGAGCGUGAGGACCAAAGACGACGAGAAAUUCAAUGUAGACCUAGAGGGCGGCUGCGGUGAUCAACUGUACCCAGGUAUUAGCCUUGGGGAAAACCAACUCCGAUGGGGAUUCAUCCGUAAGGUCUACGGAAUUUUGGCCGCCCAGAUCGUGUUGACCACUUUGGUCUCCUUCGUCACCGUCCUCUACUCUCCCAUCAACGAUCUCCUCAGGGGCAGUUCCGGCCUCAUCAUUCUCCUCUCCCUCCUCCCCUUCAUCUUGUUGUGGCCGUUGCAUGUGUAUCACCAGAAGCACCCUGUGAACCUGAUUGUUCUUGGUCUCUUCACUGUGUCAAUAAGUCUCCCUGUUGCCGUGACCUGCGCUAAUUCCUCAAGUAGGAUUGUGCUUGAAGCACUAAUUCUAACCUCAGCUGUAGUAUGCUCUUUAACUGGCUACACUUUCUGGGCCUCUAAGAAGGGCAAGGACUUCAGCUUCCUUGGACCAAUUUUAUUCACCAGCCUCAUUAUCCUUGUCCUGACUAGCUUUAUGCAGAUGUUCUUUCCUCUUGGAUCAACUACUGUCGCUGUAUAUGGUGGAAUUAGUGCCCUGGUCUUCUGUGGAUACAUUGUUUAUGACACUGAUAAUUUGAUCAAGCGCUUCACAUAUGACCAAUAUAUUUUGGCCUCUGUCACUCUUUAUUUGGAUAUACUGAACCUGUUCAUUUCCAUUUUGCGGGUGCUGAGGUCAGCUGACAGUUAGGCAUACAGUGGUCUACAACCAGCCUGGGUUAGUCUUGAAACAGACCAUGUGUUGGCCAGUUUAUAUGUACUUUAAAUUUGAAACUGAAGUAUGAACCAUGGUAUUGAAGAUAUUGUACAUGUUCCCAUGUACUCGUGUUAGUGUCCUCGCAAACUUUCUUAAGUGUGAUAAACAGACAUAUAAUUGGGAUAUUUAUACAUUUGAUGCUCUUGCCCUCUGCAAA
This is a messenger RNA of Mangifera indica (mango), 1043 nucleotides long. Its product is annotated as BI1-like protein. The coding region runs from base 71 to 820 and encodes 249 amino acids. The transcript is spliced from 4 exons. Lineage: Eukaryota; Viridiplantae; Streptophyta; Magnoliopsida; Sapindales; Anacardiaceae. Gene Ontology annotation, cellular component: membrane. The record is from RefSeq and is a predicted model, not a curated record.